Cucurbitaria berberidis CBS 394.84 is the source of this 702-nucleotide messenger RNA. RefSeq lists its product as uncharacterized. Gene Ontology annotation, biological process: microtubule-based movement. The transcript has a single exon. Gene Ontology annotation, cellular component: membrane-bounded organelle; kinesin complex; cytoplasm. The record is from RefSeq and is a predicted model, not a curated record. The coding region runs from base 1 to 702 and encodes 233 amino acids. Gene Ontology annotation, molecular function: kinesin binding. Lineage: Eukaryota; Fungi; Ascomycota; Dothideomycetes; Pleosporales; Cucurbitariaceae.
AUGUCUAACACACGGGCUAACUUUCAAUCUCGUCUUAACGACCAAGGCCUCUCUCUAUUCCGCCACAACCUGUUUCCAGCGGCCUAUAGAAUCUGGCGUCUCGCACACACACUGCAUGCCACCACAACCUUCGACUCGGACUGGUGCCGAGCACUAGACCUACUCGGUCUCCAACUCAAUUGCCUGGACCGCAAUGCACAAGCGGAACCCUACCUGCGCGCCGCACUUGCAGAAAAAGAACGCACGCUACCACCCGGCAAUUCAAUGAUCAAUGCGAGUGUGAUGAAUCUCGCACGCGUGCUGGGCACGUUACCGGUGGGGAAAUACGAAGAGGCGGAGGCGCUGUGGCGACGAGCUGUGGGGUACUGGAUAGAAAGAGAAGGGGUGAGUGGAGAGAAUGUCAUGCAGUCCUGGGUUGAGCUUGCUGCUGUGUUGUAUAAGCAGGAUCGAGAGGAGAAAGUCAAGGAGGCGGAGAGGCUGGCUAGACGCGUGUUGGGACAUAGAGAGAGGAUAUUAGGAGGGAGGCAUUACCAGACAUUGGAAUGUGUUUGGUUGGUGGGUAGUAUUGUAGAGAAGAAGGGGAGCUAUGAGGAGGCGCUGGGAUGUUAUGAGAGAGCGUAUGAAGGUGCGAGCCAAGUUUUGGGCGAAGGGCAUGCCGAUACGCAGGAUUACUUGUGUGACUUGCUAAGAUUGCGCGAGUAA